Messenger RNA from Cheilinus undulatus (humphead wrasse), 4116 nucleotides. RefSeq names its product leucine-rich repeat-containing G-protein coupled receptor 6 (gene lgr6). NCBI's taxonomy places the organism in Eukaryota, Metazoa, Chordata, Actinopteri, Labriformes, Labridae. The coding region runs from base 272 to 3178 and encodes 968 amino acids. The record is from RefSeq and is a predicted model, not a curated record. Gene Ontology annotation, biological process: G protein-coupled receptor signaling pathway. Gene Ontology annotation, cellular component: membrane. Gene Ontology annotation, molecular function: protein binding; protein-hormone receptor activity. The transcript is spliced from 18 exons.
GGGAGAAAGACAGCAACAGAGAAAGGAAGAGGGCAGAGUGAGAGGGAAGUCAGGGAAAAGGGGAGGGGGAGAAGUUUGAGCUGACCCUGGAGAUGAAGAGGUGAUGAAGAGGUAGAACUUUAGUGUGGACAACCUGCACAGGAGAUAAAGGCAUUAAGGGACAACAGGAGAGAAAGAUUUGGGAAAGAAACCACUUCACUUGUUAACAGCUGCCUCUUUAAAGGAAGAGAGAUCCCAACAGGUGUAAAAGCAGACAGGUGGACACUCAGACAUGCUUCCUGCACUUCUGCUUCUCUGCGUGGCCCCUGGGGUUUGGGGCUCAGCACCCGAAGUGUGGGGAUAUGGUAAGAUCCAGGAGAGGCAGGGACCAGCUGAAGCUCUGUGCCCGUCUCUGUGCCAGUGUGAGGAGGACGGGAUCUUUGUCAUGGUGGACUGCUCCGAGUUGGGACUAUCAUCCGUGCCAAGCGAGCUCAGUCCUCUCACCACUUACCUGGAUCUGAGUAUGAACAACAUCAGUGAGAUUCAGCCCCGAGCUUUCCACCGACUGCACCUGUUAUCGGAACUACGUAUCUCAGGAAACCAGCUGAGGUAUAUCUCUGGCAGUGCUCUCCAGGGUCUUCACAACCUGAAAGUUCUGAUGCUACAAAAUAACCAACUGGAGAGACUUCCUGAUGAUGCACCUUGGGAUCUACCCAACCUACUGUCCCUGCGUCUCGAUGCUAACCUGUUGUCUGAGGUUCCGGCUGAGGCUUUUCGAGGGGUUGCCUCUCUAAGACACCUGUGGUUGGAUGACAACUCCCUAACUGAGAUCCCAGUGACGGCUCUGGACUCUCUGCCAUCUCUGCAGGCCAUGACGCUCGCCCUCAACCAAAUCACACACAUCCCUGAUUACGCCUUCACCAACCUCUCGGCCCUUGUGGUACUGCAUCUCCAUAACAAUCAGAUCAAGAGCAUGGAUGCGAAAUGUUUUGAAGGCUUACAGAGUUUGGAGACACUGGAUUUGAACUACAAUGAUCUCCAGGAGUUUCCUGUGGCCAUCAGGACACUGAGCAAGCUUCAGGAACUGGGCUUUCAUAAUAACAAUAUCAAAGCCAUCCCUGAGAGAGCCUUCGUGGGAAACCCACAGCUUCAAACCAUUCAUUUCUACGAGAACCCCAUCCAGUUUGUGGGAAAAUCCGCUUUCCAGUUCUUACCUAAACUGCACACACUUUCCCUUAAUGGAGCGACCCAGAUUCAAGAGUUUCCAGAUCUGAAAGGAACUACCAGUUUGGAAAUUUUGACGCUGACUCGGGCCGGUCUCUCAGCUCUCCCUCUGGAUCUCUGUGAGCAGCUGCCUCAUCUAAGAGUGCUGGAGCUGUCUUACAACCAGAUAGAGGAUCUGCCCAGCUUUUACCACUGUUCGGCUCUACAAGAGAUAGGACUGCAGCAUAACCAAAUCAGAAGGAUAGAGUCAAGCACCUUCCAGCAACUAACCUCUCUAAGAGCACUCGAUCUAAGUUGGAAUUUGAUCGAGUGGAUCCACAUGGAUGCCUUUGCUGGGCUUCACUCUUUGAUCAAACUGGAUCUUACUGAGAACCAUCUCAGCUCAUUGCCUGUAGUGGGUUUGGGAGGUCUCACUCAUCUCAAGCUGAGGGGAAACACUGAACUUUAUGAGGCCUUCAGUCCUGAUCACUUCCCCCGUAUGAGGGUUAUAGAGAUGCCUUAUGCCUACCAGUGCUGUGUAUACGGUUCCUGUGAUACCUACAAACCGUCGAGCCAGUGGGACACAGAGCAAAGCAACACAGAUGAGGACUUGCAUAAGAAGACUGUGGCUAUGUACCCUAUCCAUGCUGAUACACACUAUGACCCUGAUCUGGAGGAGUUCCAGCUAGAAAUAGAGGAAUCUAAACUGCAAGCCAGUGUCCAGUGCACACCAACACCAGGUCCCUUCCGUCCCUGCGACUCUCUGUUAGGAAGCUGGCUGGUUCGAGUGGGCUUGUGGACCAUCUCCUUGGUGUCUCUUCUGGGAAACUCCCUUUUGCUCCUGUCUCUCUUUGGGUCACCUGGCUACUUGUCACCGCUCCGCUUCACUGUGGCCUGCAUGGGCGCUUCCAACCUGUUGACAGGUGUUUGUACAUGCACCCUGGCCCUUGUGGACUCUCUAACCUUAGGAGACUUUGGUCACCAUGGUGCCCGCUGGGAGGGGGGUCCUGGUUGUCAGGCAACAGGCUGGGUCUGGGUGUUUGCAUCUGAAGCGAGUGUGCUGCUGCUGACUCUGGCAGCUGUGCAGUGUGGAGUGAGCGUGACAUGCGCUCGAGCCUAUGGAAAGUCCCCAUCCCUUGGGAGUGUACGCACAUGUGCACUUUUCUGCCUCACUCUUUCCUUCACCCUUGCGUCUUUACCGCUGGUAGGAGUUGGGGAGUAUGGGUCCUCACCUUUUUGUCUUCCCUCCCCCCUGCCACCCCCAUCCUCUCGACUGCCAUCCUCUUUGGGCUUCCCGUUGGCGCUCAUUAUGAUGAACACUUUGUGCUUGCUCAUCGUCACAGGUUCCUACAUUCGGCUCUACUGGGAGUUACUUAGGGGAGAGUGUGAGGGCCUGUGGGACUGCGCUAUGAUCAAACAUGUUGCCUGGCUAAUAUUCACCAAUGGCCUCCUCUAUGUACCUGUAGCUUUCCUCUCCCUCUGCUCCCUCCUGGGUCUCCUCUCUCUUGGGGAGGAGGUACUAAAAUCAGUUCUUCUGCUUCUUCAGCCCCUGCCUGCUUGCCUAAAUCCCCUCCUAUUCCUCCUUUUCACACGGGACCACUCCCAGUUUUUCUUCUGGCCUCAUCCAAAAGCACGUCCACAGUUACGCCGGGACCACACCCUUGACUCCCUGGUUUCUGUGGAGACAGAGAAGAGCUCCUGCUCUGAUUCGUCGACACAGGUGUCACUUUCUGAUGCUGACGCCCUGUACGGUGGAGGGACCCCUCUGCAAUCACAAGUGGAUACAGCCAGGUUUUCUCAUUGCUCCUCUACUUCAUCUGUCCCCCUCAUUCCUUGCCAGAUACCUACUCCCACAGCCAGGGAUAGAGACAGGGUGACAGAUCGAGGGAGCCUAAGCGACAAUGAAUGUCAGAAGAGUUUGGAUCAAGAGGUUAUUCAUAACACUUGCCCUAUGUAUCACUCUUCCAAAACUCCCUCUCUCAACUCUCAUCCAUGAGCCUGUAAGAUAGCUGUCUGAACAGCUAGGACACUGUGGACACUCAAGGACUCAUCACUGACCUGUAGCAGCACUAUCAGCUCUCGGUCAUCAAUCCUCAAGCACCUCAGAAUGAAUCCAUACAGAGACUGUGGAGUACACUGAAUACAACAAAGUGCCACUGAAGACGGAUGCAACAAAAAGUUUCCUUCGUAGCAAAGACAAUGAAAGGAAAUGCAAACCAAGACAACAGAAAUCCAGGAAUAUUGAGAAAAAGUUCAGAAACUACUCAAUGGACUGCCUCAGCCAUAGGCUCACAUGACAAGAAAGCGCAUAUAAAAGUUGUUUACAACAUUGAACUCUGAGCAUCAGACCAAUCAGUGGUGUAGCAAGAGGGAAUUUAUUUAGAUCAUGUAGAAUAUAUGUAAAUUUAAUACUGAAAUGUGAUCAUGAGACAUGCAGCUUAGUGGUUACAGAUUGUUCGGUAAUAUUUUAAGUGGAGUUAUCUAUUUUUUUUUCUUUAAAUACAAGUGCUAUCCUAUGCAAAAGGUCUGUUUUACAUAAAGGGACACAUACAAAAGGACAUCUCACCAGAGUAAGCUAACUUUUUUUUUCCAUUUACAGAAACAAGAUGUCAGAUUUCAUUUCUUCCAAAUGUGUAAAAGCUAGUUCAAUACCUGUUUUCAUUUUGUACUCGGCAAAAUGCAAGAGAUAUCAGAUUGCACACAUAGUUUCAUAUGGUUUACAUGUCUUAAACCAGCAUCUCAGCAGAUAUAUAGACUGAAUUGGAUGUAGCAAUCUUUCUACAGACAUUGGAAUAGGCUAGCAAUAUGUACAUACAAUGUAACUACCUCUGAACUAGCAUGGUAUUGACACAAUACAGCCCUAUGAUGUUCUCCUUUUUAUAUGAUACACAGCAAAUACAUUUUAUAUUUUAAGAAAUAAAUUCUUAGUUUGUA